UUACCCCCAAUUAUUGUAACUCAUUCUACUGCUAUGAAUUGGACUAACCCCUAGCCGUAGAACAUUAAACCUUAGAUCGUUGAUACCAUCUUUGAUUUAGAUAGUCCAAAACCCUGCCCUUUAGUAGCUCAGCCCACUUGUGCGUGAUCUUGAAGCACCGGCACUUAGCAGUCGUUUGUGUUACAGCCCAAGGCGAGACCGAGGAGCUGUCCAGCCUCGAAGGCUGCACUGGCUUCAGCACAGUCGAGUACAUCGACGAGGAGCAAAUGCACGAGACCGUGCCCUCGGUAAUCGAGAUUCUAGCAGCCAUGGCCCUGGGACCCAUGCUAGCGGUUCCUGCAUCCGAACAGCCUGGUGCCAUGACCCCCAGUGAGAUGCACACCCUCAAGGAGCUGAGUGACUUGGCCCUCGCCGAGAUUAACGCUCGCACCGUGGACCUGAUGCACGCACACUCACUGGACAUUAUUGAAGAGGAGUGUUCUCCAUCGGAGCCAUCAGAUACUGCCUUAAAGGCACAGUUGGAUAUCCUGGAACCUCCACCACUCACAGAGACUACCACUCCACCUCAAGUACCUUCACAAGCAGAGGAAUGUGUUAUUACAAUGGAUAUACCGCCUCCAGUUUUAGAUCUACCUCCUAUGGAAGUUCUCCAAGAGACUGUGGAUCUGCCAAGUUCUGCAGAAGUUGUCCAUAUCAUAGAUAAUACUGCGACUACAGAAGUGAUUUUAGAGUCAGAAUUUGCCGAACCUUUAGUGGAUUCUUUCGGAAAUCCACCAGAAACUUUUCUAGAAACUGAACCAGUUUCUGUGGAGAGUGUCACAGAGCCUCAAUCCGACUUGGAAUAUAAAGAAGUUGUUUCGGAAAUAAAACCUGCAGAUGUGGAAGCCAUAUCACCUAUUGAAAUGGUUCCAGAAGCACAGUCUACAGCGGUGGAUUCACCACAACCGCCAUCUGAAGUCGUACAUGCCCCAGAAUCUAUUAAUGUUGUCUCCGUCGAUACCCAGUCGAAAUCCGUUGGUGAAGAACAAAAUCCAGUAAACCAAAUAAUCGAUGAGGAGACACCGGAAAAUUUAGCAGAAAAUGUUCCACAGGUUGAGCCUGCCACAGUUACAGCGCAACCUCCAAAGCCCAAUGAAUUUGUUUUAGAAACGCAGCCUUUUGUAAUGGAUAUACCGGCACCUGUAGAAACUGUUCCAGAAACUCAGCUUUCUGUAGUGGAUAUACCACCACCAUUAGAAACUGACAUAGAAAUGGAGGUUACAGGAACAAUAGAAGAUGAGCCACAAAUGGCAUCUGACCUUGCGGAAUCGGUUCCAGAACCUGUAGAGAUGGAACCCAAAUCGCCGGAAGUGGAACAGCUCACUGAAGCUGUUGCAUCACAGCCCUUGGAAAAUAUUUCACAAGUGCAAACGAUACCAGCACCAAUGGUUACGGAUAUAGAGCCUCCGGCACAAUUAGUCGAUGUGGAACCAUCAGUACCAAUAAUACGUGAUGUAGUUCCAGCCCCAAUAGAAGUUGUAGAACUUGCAGCUAAGGAGGAAGUAACGCUAGAAUCUCAAUCGGGGAUUUUGGAUCCAACAGUGAUUGUAGAAGAUGUUACACAGAUGUUAGGAUCAGAUCCCCCAGUUCUGGAACCACCAGCGGAAGUGGUUACUUUACCUGUGUCUGCACCAAUAGAACCAUUAGCGCUAGUGGAAACACAAUCCGCUGUUUCGGAAUCUUCUAAAGAAAUAUUGCCUGCCAUUACGGCCCCUGUAGGAAUAAUUUCGGCGGACGAACCUAUCAUAGUGCAGCAACCAUCACUUAUGGAGUUAAAUGGUUGUGACGAAACAAUUUCAGAAUCACCAGCACCCGAUCCAGUCACCGUGAGCGCUCCAGAGCCUGGGGAAAUUGUUUCAGAAAUGCAGGCCAAAACAGUUGUCAAUGAAGUGGUCACUCAAAUAGAACCAGUCGAAGAGUCCAUAGAACCGGCAGAAAUUCCUAUCCCGGAUGAGCCUACGGAGAUUAAUUCUGCCGCCAUUGAUCCAUCAGCACUUUUGGAUAUUCUUCCACAAACACAAAUUGUAACAGAACCUAUUCCUCAAGCGGAUAUCGUGAAUUUACCAGCACCAAUGGAAGUCAUUUCAGAAACCUCACUCGCCGAAAGCGAUCCUCCAAAGUCUAUUGAAGUUGUGGCCGAAGAUGAAUCACCCCAAUUGGUUCCAGAGCCUAUAGAUGUUGUUCCCCAAGCAGACGCUGCCGAAGAAAUUGUUCCUGAGUCCCAACCAACCACAGCAUCUAAAGAAAUUGUUCCGGAAAACGUCGCUACAGAACCACAAGAACAGAUUCCAGAAUCGCAAUCCAUCGAUUUGGCUAUACCAGUUCCUAGGGAUGUUGUAUCAGCAUCAGAAUCUGUUCCAACAGAUCAAGCUGAAAUCACAGAACACGUUUCUCAGGUCGAACCUCUUCUUGAAGAAAAUCCUGCAGAGCAACAAGAGACGUCGCCAGUUGUUGACCAAUCGGAAUCUGUACUAAUAGAAGCCUUAGAUCCUGUCGAAAUUGUUCCGGAAAUCUCAGCUAUUACAUUGAAUUUAACACCAUCUGUUGAAGAUGUAAAUAGUGCAGCUGCUGAAGUUCCUCCCCUGGCUCAAAGUAUCGGAGAAGAAUCGUCAUCGUCUGGAGAAAAUCUUCCUGUUGCGGAAUCUAUAGCAUUGGAACCAAUAAUUCCUGAAACAGAGCUCCUUUCUGGGGAUUCAUCAUUACCAGAAAAAGUGGCUUCACAUAUAGGUUUAGUUGAUGUGGAAACUUCAGUGCAUUUGAAAAUACCGACUGAAACCAAAUCUGUUGUCGUGUUCCCACCCACAUCAUCUAUUGAAGCUGCAAAAGGUGCUCCUGCUGUAGUUCCUCCUAGGGAUCAAAGCGGGAUGGAAUCCCCCACGCCUAGAGAAAAUCUUCCAGUGACGGAAUCUGUAGCUUCGGAACCCCUUACUGAGGAUUCAUUAUUACCACUGGAAAUGGCUCCCCAGGUAGAUUUAGUCAAUCUAGACACCCCAGUGGCUGUGGAAGAACCGAUUCAAACUGAAACUGUUGCCGUUGUUCCACCAACACAACUAAUGGCAGUGGAAACGCCAGAUCCUGCGGAUAUUGUUCCGGGUACACAAACUGCCAUAGAGGAAUUACCGAUAUGUGACACAGUUGAAUCUUUGCCUGCGCAAAGUGAACCAUCCUCAGCAGAAGGUUUUACCCAACCGGAGCUACCGCAAGAUGAAUCGGUUACAUCUGUCCCAGCGCCUGAUGAAGUGGAACCGGAAUCACAGCCUGAAUUAGUAAAUCCACCAAAGGUAGAUUCUGAGCCCGCCAUUGAGGCCCCACUGACCACAGAUCUUGUAGAAGAUGUCGUUGAGGAAAUAACAGCGUCUGUGCAAGUCGUGGAAGUUAUACCUCAAGCUAUCUCUGCCUCAGAUAGCCAACCAGAGGAGAACAUUACUUUAGUUAAUACAUCAGAUUCCCUUCUAGAAGAACCUCCAGCAACUGCAAACAGUGCUUCUGAGACCAAAUCGCCCCCUGUAGCAAGAAUCGAAACCGUAGAAGCUGCUUCUGAAACUCAAUCGGCCGCUGUUGAUUCUGAAAUUUCUUUAAGCUCGCCAGCGACAACUGAAGUUAUAACACAAGUAGAAUCCGUACAGGUGGAAGUCCCAGAAAAUGUGGAAAGCGUUCAUCCAGAAAACCAAUUAGUCACAGAGGAUCCAAGAGAGGUCCCACCGAUGAAUUCUGAAACUGUGCCGAUCACUUUAGAAACGAAUUCCAAUGAAAUGAAUCCUAGCGAGCCAGAAGAAACACUUUCCAAUGAAACUAUUGUUUUAGAGAAAAGGAUUUCUAGUGUGGGUCCACAAGAAUCUAGUAUUGUAGAACCUAAACCACCCGAGGAUAUAGUAACCCAAGCUACUCAAGUGGAAUCCCCAACUAAAAUAGAUCCCGUGGAGGUUGUGUCAGAAGUUGUACCCGUCGCAGUUGACCAAUCGACUGCUACCGAAGAAACAAAUGUUAAUCCUGAAAAACAAACCGUAGCUGAAACCGAAAAUAUAGCUCCCUUGGAGAGUGAGUUGAUAAUUAAACCCGCUGCCUUGAAUCCCUCACGAACUACAGAUGUUGGCGAUGAGAAAUCUUUAGAGCCAAUGGAAAUAAAUACCGAACCGCAAUCUGUCGCAAUAGAUACAACGGAAUCUCCAAAAGUGAUUUUAGAAAGUGAAUUGGUUGAUGUGGAUCCUAUAGAAGUUCUUUCCGACCCUGAAUCUGUCGCGCAUGAGCCAGUAGCUGCUGUGGAACUUGCUCCCUCUCCCGAAGCUUCCGGAGGGGAUCCUCAAGAAGUGAAUGAGCCAACGCCUCCUGAGGAAAUCAUUUCUCACACAGAAGAUAGUGUGGCACCAGUGGAACCUGUCGGAGUGGAACCCUUGGAAUCCGGAAUUUGUAAUCAACUUGAAUCUGUUUCCGAUGAUCCCCCAUGUCCAGUAAUCGCUGAUCCUGAAACUAAGUUGGAUAAUCCAGCGGUUGCAGCUAUUGCUCCAGACGCAGAACCCCCAAAGCCCGUCGUCAAUGAUAUCCCAAACUCUGCAGAACUUGUUCCAGAAAAAGAAUCUGAAGUUGAAACUAACCCAGAAACGCAGUCUGCCGUAGAUAAUUGCCCGGAAUCUCAGAGUGUAAUUAUAGAAGCGGAAUCGGUCGAAGUGAUACCUCUUAAGUCAGUGGAAGCUGUUCCUAAAAAUGAUACAGACGUUGAUUCCAUACAUCCCGUUGAAAUUGUUCCAAAAGAAGAAGCAGUUGGAACAGAAGUUGAGUCAGAAAUCAUAACAUCUGCAACUGCUGAAGUGGACGAUAUGAAAUCCCCAGAAUCUCUAAAAACUGAUGAAGCUGAGGCACAGAAGUCGCAUGUUCCUGUGGAAGGGGUUCCGGAGGAGGAAGAACUCUUAGCUGCAGUAGAAGUUACUCCGCAAGCUGAACCUUUGGAGCCCAUAAUGUCUAAAGAACCUAUUUCUCAAACGAAAUCUAUCAUUGUGGACCCUCCUCAUGAAGUCUCUGUUCCUACAAUGCCAUCAGAGCCGGCAAGCACUGAAACCCAAUCUGUCGAUUUGAAGCCCCAAGAUUCUAUGAAACUUGUUCCAGACGCAGAAUCAGUCCCUGUGGAUCCGCCAGAAACUGCACAAGUUAUAUUAUCCGAUGAGAAAAUUGUUGUAGAAUCACAACUGAUUGAUUCGGAGCCCCCAGCAGAUGAAGUAUCUGCUGAAGCUGAAAGCUUGCUUACGGAACCUCCGGUAUCGCAAUCCGUAGAAACCGACCCUACUGUUCUGCCAGCCCCAGUGGAAAUUGUUCCUGAAAUAAUACCUGCAACAAAGGAGGAGGAAACACCAAUGGAUUCAAUCGUUUCUGUUGAAGUUCUGACGAAGGAAGAAGCACCACUUCCUAGUGAAGAUAUUACCCCUCUGGCUAUGGAUUGUACUACGGGGUCAGAAACUUUAACGUCUGAAGAACCCAAAUCGAUUUCUACAAGCGAUGUCCAACCAGAAUCUGCUGAUGCAGUUUCCGAAGUGAAAACAAUUGGGGCACCACUGGAUCCGGAAAUACAAUCUGGAGCAGAGGAGGCUAUAGUUCCCGUGGAAACGGAUACUUCAGUGGAUCCAAUCGAUGCUGUUAAAGAUAUCACGGAUACAAAACAAGUCCCAGUAUUACCACCAGUGGAUGUGGAAGAAACGGAGGGUGUCGUCCAAGAAGCACCACCAUCUGCUGAAGAUAUUUCGGAUUCUGCAGUCCUCGAACCUCAGGCUCUGAAGUCGGAUUGCACUACGGAGUCGGCUACCUUAACAUCUGAAGAACCAAAGUCGAUUGCUUCAAACGAGAUCCAACCAGAAGGUUCCAUUGCGGAGCGCGAGGUAAAGAAGUGGUACAAUGCCGUCGAGAUGCCGAAUAACCCAUACGCCCCGGAGGCCCUGAAGCAGCGCAUCAGCGGCACCCAGGAGCGGUACAUGGAUGUGCCGAACAUCAGUCCGAGUGCUGAGCAUAAGGCUCUGGCUUCGGCGCUGACGGAAAAUCCGGAUCCGCCAUCGCCGAAAACGGACUAUAAGCGCUACAGCCGCGACUACUAUAUCAACAAUGCUCCUACGCCCGCUGACAGCACGGCGAGUGGAAAGGCCGCCGCCUCCGUCGCAGCCGAGGAUGUGCAGGACAUCGUGAUCAACGAGGCUCAAAAAGAAGGCCAACAGCCGCAGGAGUUGGUGUACAAAGCCUUGCCAGUUCAGGUGCUGGACGAGUCCCUGGACUCCCAGUCGAAUCCCUCGCUGCAGUCACUGCAGACCACGGCCACAACCACCAGCGACGAAUCCGAUACGGUGCGGAUCUACGAUUUUAACAAACAGGAAACGACGGUUAUCAGGGCUGCGCCGGCGGAGCAGCAGCCCAGCACUUCCACCACAUCGUCCAUGGAGUCCGCCCAGAGUGCUCCGCCGUCGGUAUCCUCCAUUGACUCGUCAGUCCCUAAGAAGCGGGAGCGACCCGUGGUCCUUCAGUUUGGCCCAGGGGACUCGGCGCCCACAAUAGGUUCUCCUGCCAGCACACCCACGCGGGGAUCCACUCCUCCUGCUUUCAGGUUCUUGCAGCCCAAGCGUCGCCUCAUCGAUCCCAGUCAGGUGCUGUCCGUCGACGAAGACGAUGUGCCUGAACCCACCACUCCGGCGGCUGAGAAGCCCGUCAUUGAAGAUGAAGUGGUCCAUGCCAUGCCAUCGGUUAAGGCCCUGGCUCAGGCCUUCCUUUUGACCAGCAAGCACACACAACCACAGAGGAGAUGGCGGGCCAAGGUAAGAAUUGCAGCCCCGCCGGCUACUCCUGACAAGCCAGACACAUCCCUGACCAAGCGUCACAAGCUGGAGCACGGCGUCUCCAUGGCAGAAGUAGCCGAUGAGUCGACUAUUGCCUCAGAUCUAUCAUCCCUCGAAACGGAUCCUUCCAUUCAUUCGGAGGGCAAUCCUCCCAUAGCCUCGCCGGCGAGUCCUGUGCCGGUGCGACAUGGCUUCCUCCGCAGCAAUAUUGCUUUCUUUGAGAAUUUAAAGUUCAAGUGAAUAUUCGAGGGGUGCUCAGAAAGUGUGCGGCCAUUGGUUGAUCUUCCCGGAAGGGAAAAUGCACGAUAAUGACGAGGCACACAGCCCACAAUCCAAACCAAAUCUUCGCCAAAAACCAUGUGCCAUGGCCUCCAUUCCCCCAGACCGAAAAUUCACACAACCAAGUACUUAACUUCAAUUGGCACUCCAAUGUGCGCCAUUGUUAAUUGUAGCUCGUAGUUACUAUUACAUAAUUCUUAUAUCCAUGGAUACUAUUUAUUUAGCUCUAAGAUAUGUAUUAUGUAUGUUAGAGGCGUAAGCGAAACUAUUUCCCAUUUCAGCUGAACAAUGUUACACUUCAACCGAACUAGUUUAACUGUUACAUAAUUGUACUCAAUAAAACAUAUAGAAAAGAAAAA
Drosophila biarmipes is the source of this 7483-nucleotide messenger RNA. It is a transcript of the gene M7BP, whose product is annotated as titin homolog. Bases 267 to 7085 code for a protein of 2272 amino acids. The record is from RefSeq and is a predicted model, not a curated record. The transcript has 7 exons. Lineage: Eukaryota; Metazoa; Arthropoda; Insecta; Diptera; Drosophilidae.